Molecule: messenger RNA, 2224 nt
Organism: Olea europaea var. sylvestris
Lineage: Eukaryota; Viridiplantae; Streptophyta; Magnoliopsida; Lamiales; Oleaceae
Product: WPP domain-interacting protein 1-like
Exons: 8
Coding region: 1-2022 (673 amino acids)
Source: RefSeq, a predicted model, not a curated record
AUGGGUGGCCCAUCACACCCCUCCGAGGUGUGUGAGUCACCAUCGAGGUGGCGUCUUGGCAUUGGGUGGGCGCCCCACGUGGAUGAUGCGCCCACCCCACUAAAGAUUCGAGGGCUCUACUUAGAAUUCGAAUUAAUAAAGGAAAAGAGCUGUCGCCCAAUUUUUGAUAGCAGCCAGUCAAUGGGUGAAGGCUACCUCCUUGUUCAUUGGCUGUGGACCCCGCUCGCCAUUCCCUUCCAGAAAUCAAAAAUUAAUUUUCCGACCAUAUAUCUCCAAAUCUGUAUUGCAAUUCAGGAUUCCUUCCAAUUCCCUAAAGCUCCCAAGGAAAAGAGCUGUCGCCCAAUUUUUGAUAGCAGCCAGUCAAUGGGUGAAGGCUACCUCCUUGUUCAUUGGCUAAAUCAAAAAUUAAUUUUCCGACCAUAUAUCUCCAAAUCUGUAUUGCAACUCAGGAUUCCUUCCAAUUCCCUAAAGCUCCCAAGAAUAUCCGGACUUGAACUUGGGGAAGAUAAUGAUGCAAUUAGUACCAUCUCUGGCUCAGAGAAAUUGGUAAAUGGUGAUGAAACCAACUUUCAGAACAACGGAGGUGUGGUGGAAAAUAAUUAUCCUAACGAGUUAUCUUCCAAGGGUAAGGGAAUGGGAACUGAAGUUAGAGAUUUGGUGAAUUUGGCAGCCACGGAUGUGAAACUAGAAGUGUUACCUUCCCAUGCAACAAUGAAGAAAGGAAAUAGAUUGAAGAAAUGGAAAAGGAUCAAGAGGGACCCCAAUAAGGUUGGAAACAGUAGUGCUGACACUGGCAAGAUGGUUAUGCAGGAUUUGUCAAAUUCAGGUGGAAAUUCGAGCAAACGGAUGCAAGUUUUGUAUGACAGGAACCAAAAAGGUGAGGGGUCUGUUUCAUCAACAAAUGCUGUGGCGAGGAAUUUGGAUGGUUUUGCUAUGCUUGGUGAUUAUGGGUUGGCCAUUGGACCAACCUUUGCUGCUGGUACCGAUUCAGAGAAUAGUGAGGAUCGGAGUAGCAAGUCCUCCACGGCGGCCAGUGCUCCAAGGGCAAGAUAUGAGAUGCCGGUAGUUGCAGGAUUUCCGCGUGAUAGGAGCAAGAUUAGGAGUCCAAGUGGAAAGAAUUUGGGCAACACUGUGCGUGGUCAGCAGGGAAAGGGACGCAUUGAGACCGGUAAAAAGGCUAAAGGGGAACGUUUCAAAAUCGAGAAGGAAAAUUCUCAAUCCAACAUGAAAUCUGACUCUCGAAGCUCCAACUAUGCCCUUAUGCAGGGAAAUAACACUGCAACAAUUAAUGGGAUUCUAAGUGGAAGAUUGAUGAAUUAUGAUGAAGCAAAUGGUGAUGAAGUUCAGGCCAGUGAACUUCAAGUUAGGGAUGGGAUUCGAGGUGGUUAUGACAGGAACAAUGACAGAAGAUUUGAAGACGUCUCUCGUGAAGAUUUAGUUGCCGACUCAUCUUGGGAGGCUAAAGAAGAAAGAAGUGAGAACCAUGAGAACUCAACAGAUUCUGAUCCUCUAGUUGAAUCCGUGUUUGCACUUCAAUCAGCACAAGAAGCACUUGAAAAAGAGGUUCAGAAGUUCAGGGAAAUUGGGAGAGAAGAUGUCUCCGUUGAUGAAGUAGUUCAGGAUUUACCUUCAGAGUUCACUUCAGUUGAUCCAAAAUUGGAUAUUGAACUAGAGGACCUUUUCAAGCAAAAGAUCGAAGCCGAGGUUGAAUAUCUGGUAAUAACAAGAAAUGCUCAGAUGUUGAGAGUUGCUGCAGUGGAUCUUAUUACCCUUCUGGAAAAACAAAACUUUAGGGCUUCCCAGCAAACCCGAAUGCUCAACGAGCUUAGAGAUACAGAAGAUGUUCCAAGUGCCACAGUGGAUUCUGAAGACGUUCCAUGUGCUGGUGAGACAUUGAAGAUGCGGAAAAGGGUUUGUAAGUACACCUCAUGUUUCUUCACACAGUUACUACUGUUGGUAAUUCUACUGGGAGUCUCUAUUUUCCGGUCAUCACCAAAUAAUGCCGAUAUUGUUCCGACUUAAUUAUUUUGGAAUGUCUUCCCUUUCUCCCUUUUCUUUGUAAAAUAGCGUUUGGACUUUUCAAUGUGUAGUAAUUUCCUUGAGAAGUAGAUAUAUAGAUCAAUGAAUUAGCUACUUUUGUUGGUUUAUUUUCAUUUCAUCGUACAGUAGCUGAUUCUGCUGCAUAGAAUUUAUCUACUUUAAUUUCAUUAUAACUUCCUUUUUA